AUGAGAGAGAAAUUGGCUUCUCUCUCUAACUCUCUUGGCUCUAUCUCUUCGGCUCAUCUCUCUCCCUCGUGUACCUCUCUCUCUUUGACGCAAUCGUCUUUCUCCCUCAGCGGUGGCUGUUCAUCCAAGCGUAACUCCACCGUUGACAUCCACGAGAGAAAUCCCGAAACAUCCUACAAAUCGUUGUGUACUCACUUGUCCAAAGUUUUCAGCUUGUAUGACGUCAGGCGUUCUCAUAAUGAUCUGCUGGAUCACAUUCUGUUGAUACGUGAUUCUGUUGAACGGGAUGAUACCUUAGCAAGGUCCAAGUUUUUGGUGAAUUUUCUUGGAGAGAAGCCCGCCAAAGAGGCACUAUCUGAUGAGGUCAUAUCCUCCAGCUUAUCUCUUUCCCUUCCUUGGGCAUUCAAGCAAUUAGUUCGUAUAAUUUUGAUGGAAAACCCCUUUUGCUCUAAUGCGUUGGAAGGAGGGCCUAAGGAUGGGAAAACAUUGGAGAAUGAGUUGGAGGUUGUUAAGGGAAUGAAGCUAGACAGGGGCUACAUAUCCCCUUAUUUUCAUCACCAGAACAAUCAGAAAUGUGAAUUGGAAAAUCCUCUAAUCAUAAUCCAUGAGAAGAAAAUCUCAAGUAUUAAUGAUGUGGUUAAGUAUUGGUUGGAGUUUGGUUUUGCAGGUUGCAUUUCUCGGAUAUGUAGAUACUUGUUGUUGCUGAUAUUGCUACGCGGGAGGAGAAUGAAACAGCUUGGAAAUGUGCAGAAAGAGAGAGCUAACUCAUACCCGCAGAACACAAUUGAUGAAGUUAGAUCAAAUUAG
Messenger RNA from Prunus armeniaca (apricot), 807 nucleotides. The record is from the annotation of a GenBank genome assembly. NCBI's taxonomy places the organism in Eukaryota, Viridiplantae, Streptophyta, Magnoliopsida, Rosales, Rosaceae.